Molecule: messenger RNA, 1017 nt
Organism: Lycium barbarum (goji berry)
Lineage: Eukaryota; Viridiplantae; Streptophyta; Magnoliopsida; Solanales; Solanaceae
Product: anther-specific protein TA-29-like
Exons: 1
Coding region: 1-1017 (338 amino acids)
Source: RefSeq, a predicted model, not a curated record
AUGGUAGCUCCAAAAUGUGUUUUCAUUUCUUUUAUGCUUUUGCUAAGCUUAGCAAUAUGUUCUGCUCAGCCUGUUGGCGUUCAUACAAUUAAGGCUAAGGAAGCUCAUCAUCACAACCACAAAGAUCACACUUUGAAUAAUAUCGAAGUCGAAGGCUUUGGAGGAGGUGCUGGUGGCGGUUUUGGCAUUGGUGGUGGUGGAGGAGGUGGUGGGGGUGGAGGGGGCGGUGGUGGUGGCGGAUUUGGCAUUGGCAUUGGUGGUGGCGGAGCUGGUCAUGGUUCUACUGCCCCUAGCUCCGGUUGCAACCAACCUGGUUGUGGUGUCCCUGGCUAUGGUUCCCCUAUCUAUAUACCUGGUUUUGGUGUCCCAGUCUAUUCCCCUGGUUGUGGUUAUGUGUGUCCUGCCAACAAUCCUAGUGGAGAAAUCACUGAAUUCAAAAUCUCAGGAUUAUCACGUUUCACCGGACCAUAUCGAUGCACCCCAGGGCCAAAUAUGUAUGUCUAUAACGACUUUAAUCAUGAACUUCUUCUACACUUUGUUUCCACAAUCCGAGGAAAACAUGAGAACAAACACAAACAUCUAAACUAUGGAGGAGUUAGACGUUUUGGAAUGGGUCGCGGUAGUGGCAGCAGCGGAGCGGGUGGUUCUGAUGCCUCGGAAUAUGAUAUCGAGGACCCUGGUUGCAAUAUUGAUGGCUGUGAUGACCCUGGAUAUGGAUCUAACCCUGAUUUUGGCUGUCCCCCUGGAUGUGGUUAUGUGUGUCCUGGCAACAAUCCUAGUGGAAGAAUCACUGAAUUCCAUAUCUCAGGAUUAUCAUCACAAAAAAUUACUGGACCUUACAGAUGUAGGCCAGAUAUGUGUGACAGUGAAGAUUGUAGUGAACUACUUCUACACUUUGUUUCUCCAAUGCAUGAUAACCAUGAGAACCAACAUGAUCAUCCAGUAGAGAGGAGUGAAGAGGAGGAAGAUGGUCAUCGAUCAAAGAAGCAUAAAGAAGAAGAAGACAUCAUAAACUAG